Symbiodinium necroappetens is the source of this 2715-nucleotide messenger RNA. The record is from the annotation of a GenBank genome assembly. NCBI's taxonomy places the organism in Eukaryota, Dinophyceae, Suessiales, Symbiodiniaceae.
AUGGCUGCUUGGAAGAGGUUGGAGGCUUCUGUGGUGGCCUGGCGCAAGACUACCGUCGAAGCUGGGCUAGGAAGAUCGAAAUUCCUGGUGUCUGACUGGACGAGCGAUGCCUUUACUUCCAAGACCAUCUCCUCAGCCUUAUUCAUGUUCUUCGCCACGUUCACAUCCACCUUGGCUCUUGGGGAGCACAUCACGGAGUCCACCAAUGGCUUGAUUGGCCUUAACGAAUACCUCAUGAUGAACAGCCUCGCUGGCAUGGCUCACUCGGUUUUGGGGUGUCAGCCGCUUCUUGUCCUCCGUCCAACGGGGCCCAUCACGCUUCUUUUCGAGAAGCUGCUAGACUUCGCGAACCAGCACUCUUUGCCUUUCUGGCCAUUCUUCGCCUGGACUGGCCUUUUUGUUGGUCUGCUCAUGUUCCUCAUCUCGGCGUUCGAGCUCUGCAAGCACGUGAGGCACCUCUCUCUUUUCACGGAGAACAUCUUCGCCACCUUCAUCGGAAUGGUCUAUAUCAACGACGGUAUUCAGGGAAUGAUCCGGCUUUGGGGAGAGGGCACGCAGGUCUCCUAUGGCAGUUCGGCUGCAGCGUCGAAGCUGCUCACACUUAACAUGACCAUCGGCUUCACAGCCCUUACUUUGUGGCUAAGCACGCUCCAAUCCUCCAAGCUCCUCACGUUCAAGGGCCGGAUGUUUCUCAAGGACUAUGCGCUCACCAUCAGCCUAUUCGUGUCGAUCUUCGCAGCGCGAUAUCUGAACCAGGGCCUGUUCCCCGUGACAUUUAUCGACACUAAAACAAGCGGCUUCAACACCACCAGCGACCGACCGUGGAAUACGGACCUCACUGCUAUCUCUGGGAGGGGAGUGCUUUGUGCUGCACUGGCAGCCUUCCCGGUGGUGGUGUUCUUCUACCUUGACCAAAACAUCUCCAGCAGCCUCUGCCAGAAGCCGGAAAUGAAGCUGAGUAAGGGCAGCUACUACCACUCCUCGUUCGCAUGCAUGGCCUUCUUCAACACUGUCGGGCCGCUCUUCGGGCUGCCCUUCGUGACUGGCUCCUUGCCCCAUUCACCCCAGUUUGUGCUGUCAUUGGCCGAGACCGAUGAGGAGCAUCGCAUCACGAGAGUCCGCGAGAAUCGCUUGGCGCCCCUCCUCUGCUACUUUCUCAUUGGCUUGCCUCUUCUGGCGCCUUCCUUGCUAGAGCAUGUGCCGAAAGCCGCGGUCUUUGGCACCCUGAUCUUUGUUGGAAUCGACGGCAUCCAGAGCACACAGCUAUACGAGCGGGUUUUACUGAUGGUGACAGACCCGCGCUUCUUUCCCAAGACCGGGCCAUUCGCCAACGUACCGCUUUCCAGCCUGCACCUCUACACUCUGAUUCAGAUUGCAUUAGUCGCCGCCUGCUGGAUGGUGAAUGCCGACUUUGGGCUCUACUUCCCACUCUUCUUCAUCAGCCUGGUACCAGUGCGCUGGUUCGUGGUGCCGUACUUGUUCACCAAACAGGUCCUCGACGAUUUGGACCAUGGCUUGGACGUAAAGGAGGAAGACGCCAAAGGUACAUGUGCCGCUUACGGGUGCACGAGCAGCUACAAGCCAGAAUCGCGCUGCCAGUGCAAUAGCCAGUGCGCGGACUUUGGCAACUGCUGUGAUGACUACGUGGCCACCUGCACCGCGUCCACAACAAGCUCCAGCUCGGAGGCAACUGCACCAGCCACGCCGGCCACAUCGGCUCCAUCUGUCUCACCAGGUCCACCUGAGCGCUCUUCUCGAUACAGGCUGAAGUGGUCCGCGCAGGGUGAGAGCUUCUUCGACAACUGGAACUUCCUUUGGGAAGACCACAACCAUGGCUCAGCUCAGUACCUUUUGGAACCAGAAGCAAAGGAAGAAAGCGUAAUUGAGGCCACCCGCAACUUCGCAAUCAUCCGUGCUGGUCGGAGGAGUCCAAAGUACAAGUACAAGCGUAUGACGACCCGAAUGGAAUCCAAGCGAAGCUGGAAGUAUUUCCUGACGCUGAUCAAGUUCUCCCACGUGCCUUAUGGCUGUGGAGUGUGGCCUGCAUUAUUCACGUUGGCACCUAAUGUGCCGUGGCCAAACGGUGGCGAGCUCGACAUCCUGGAAUACGUGAACAUGGAUGUCUCCAAGGCAUCCUUCCACACCGGCGGCGAGUGCAAGCUGAGUGCGGAGAAAGUGAAUAAAUAUGGGCCCAUGCCAGACAGGAACAACAUGGACUACGACUGCGUCACCGACUAUCCGGACAGGUUGGGCUGUGCUCCGAACAAGUGGAUGAAGUCCGGUACCGAGUGGGCCCACAGCCCAGGCAUCCUGGCGACCCAGUGGACGGAGUCCUUCCUUAAGAUCUUCUAUAUCCCUGAGCAUGAGAUUCCGCAGGACAUCCUGGCAGACAACCCAAGCCCAGACAAGACCUGGGAUGAUCGCUGGCUGUUCUCGUAUUACCCCUUCACUGGGACGAAGUGCAUCUUCGAGGAGCAGAAACUGAUGAUGCAGAUCAACUUUUGUGGCGACUGGGCCGGCAAGGUGUGGGGUGCGGACGGGAAUUGCAACUGGCGGGUGCCUAACUGCCGGGCGGUGGAUCCAUUGGCGGAGUAUGCACCGGACCAGGACUGCUGCACCCAGUGGAUCUGGGACGAGAACGACAGGUUUGGCACGGAGACGUACCUGAAAGAGCGAGCUUUCUUCAACAUUUCUUACAUCAAGGUGUUCCAGUGA